CCCGGAACUUUAGUGUCCGAGUUGAUGCUAGCUUCGGAGUUAUUUAAAACAAGGACCGGAUUAGCUGAUGCUAAGGCCUUUAGUAGCUAACACAAGUCAAAUUAACCUCCUUUGUUUCACAGUCUGAUCUGUUUUUAGUCCGCAUGCUGUCUCGUAAGCAGAAGCGGGUGUGGAAAUACGUGGAGGAGGGCAGCGUGCUGAAGCUGAAGUCGUACCUGAAGAAGCACCGGGACCUGGAUGUGAACUUCUCCCAGGGCAGAAGGGAGAGGAGCCCGCUGCACCUGGCCUGCUGCCUGGGAGACGACGCUGUGCUGCGGCUGCUGCUCAAACACGGAGCCGAUGUUCUCCAGAAGAACCGUAAAGGAGACACAGUGUUACACGUAGCCGUCAACAGGACCCUUAAACACGGGAAAACAGCGUAUGAUGACCUGGUUGUGCCUCUCAAAAGGAUCUGUCCAGAAGCUUUGAAUGCUCCCAACAGCGCUGGAGUCACACCUCAAGACCUGCUGAACUGGAGGAAACAAACAAAGACUGCAGAAAACAUGAGCCGUCCAUCUGAAGGAGACCCUGAGAAGGAGUGGAUGGAAAAGCUGUUUGGUGAAUGCGAGGAUGAAUUCUGCGAAACCUUUGGAGUAUAUGAUGCCGAUGAUUUUCUUCCUGUGGAUGAUGACGAGGAAGACUUCGGGGACUGGGCUGAUCGUAUCAGAAGAGAUUAUUUCGAUAAAAAGCACGCUGAAGCUCAAAGACUGGCAGCGUCGUCUUCUGGGUGGAAAAAAAAGAAGAGUAAACAAGAGAGAGAGCAGGAAGAGCAAAGCAACAAGAAGCUGCACGAGAAGCUGCAGAGGGAACACGAAGAGUAUCUGGCACGAGCUGCACGUAAAGAGGAAGAGACUCGUCUGGGUAGGAAGCGCACGUACGAUGAAAGAUGCGCAGCUACUUUUGAUGGUGGCGCUUCAUCUAAAGACACAAAGCUGAGCUACAGCGACAUCCCCUGGCCAGCUCCACGAGGGACAGUACUGGAGAUGCUGGAUGUGAUGCUGCACGGCGUGGACAGGAAAGACGUGCCGGUGUUUCGUAAAAUGCUCCGUAAGCAGCAAACGCUGUGGCAUCCUGAUAAAUUUGCUCAGCGCUGUGAAGCUCGUUUAGAGGAGAAGGACAAACAACGGAUCCUGGAUACAGUUACCGCUCUGUCACAGGAGCUCAACAGACUGGCCCACAGUCUGAGGACCUAAAAUGUAGCUUUGUAUAAUAUAUCCUGUUCUGGAAAACUGAACUGUACACAAAGUUGGUUCCAUUAAGGCUGCAAUAGACAACUUUUCAACUCCCUCCCCCCUAGCAUUGUGUUGUGGUAUUAGUUAUUGUUGGCGCCGCUGUUGCAAGAACAACCAAAUCGCUUGUCUAUUGCCACUUUAAUGGAAAAUAAACAAAAAGUCCAGCACACUGUUUCACAACGUUUUGGUCCUCAGACCUUCAUCAGGGGAAAUGUUUACAGACACUCAGCACCAGGAUGUAAAUGUAGCCUUGGGGAAAAACACAAACCAGAGGGCGACUCUUACCAUUUAUUCAAAUUAAAGGGCACACCAAUGUUGGUAAUGGUAGUGGUGCUCAGAUCUAUCCUGCUAGCCUAGGCAGCGAACCAGCAACUUUCUGGUUUACACGUGUUCUCCUUUUACCUUUUUAGUGCCACCACUGCCAUGGAAGGAGAGCAUUAGUGUGUUCCUGAACUGUAUACAUGUGGGGAGAAAUUAAAGUCACCUCUGCCAUUA
Messenger RNA from Cottoperca gobio, 1766 nucleotides. It is a transcript of the gene nfkbil1, whose product is annotated as nuclear factor of kappa light polypeptide gene enhancer in B-cells inhibitor-like 1. Gene Ontology annotation, biological process: negative regulation of canonical NF-kappaB signal transduction. The record is from RefSeq and is a predicted model, not a curated record. The transcript has 4 exons. Gene Ontology annotation, molecular function: protein binding. Bases 144 to 1232 code for a protein of 362 amino acids. Lineage: Eukaryota; Metazoa; Chordata; Actinopteri; Perciformes; Bovichtidae.